AGUUCGGGUGAUGGGUACGGGGGUUACCGGUUCUGCAGUUCGGGUGAUGGGUACGGGGGUACUGGUUCCCCAGUCUGGGUGAUGGGUACGGGAGUUACUGGUUCCCGUGGUUCUGAUCUCCCCUGUGCUCAGGGCGGGUGUCAGGUGAAACGAGCUCCUGCAUAUACAGCACUGGGCUGCUCACCGUCUAAUUGCGCUUCUGUGGGAAGGAAGAGGCUCCUGACCACUCGCCAACAUGGUAGUUUUCACAUGCAAUGCGUGUGGAGAAGCUGUGAAGAAAGCACAGGUUGAAAAGCAUGUGAACAUCUGCAGAAACUGUCAGUGCCUGUCCUGCAUGGAUUGUGGCAAGGAUUUCUGGGGUGACGACUAUAAGGAACACGUGAAGUGUGUAAGUGAAGACCAGAAAUACGGUGGGAAAGGCUUUGAAGCCAAAACUAACAAAGGAGAUGCUAAACAGCAAGAAUGGAUUCAGAAAAUUCAUGAAGUAAUGAAGAAGCCCAACAUAAGCCCUAAAGUGCGGAACAUCCUGGAGCAAAUACGUGCCUUUGAUAACAUUCCAAGAAAAAAAGUAAAGUUUCAGAAUUGGAUCAAGAACAGUUUGAGAAUUAAUGACAGCAAUUUGCAAGAUCAGGUGUGGGAUGUUUUCUCAGAAGCAACCAGAAACAAGAUUUCAAGUGAAAAAGAAAAAGACAAACCACAACAGACAGAAGAGCAGCAAUCUGCAGAAACUGGGGAAAAUACAAAGGCAGAAGAAAAUGGAAUUACAGAUGGAAAAGCUGAGAAAAAAAAGAAUAAAAGGGAACGAAAAGAAGAGAGACAAAAGGGCAAAAAGAAAGAAAAAAAAGAUUUGAAAUUAGAAAACCAGGCAGAAGUAAAAAAGGGUAAAAAGUCCAAGAAAGGAAAAGAAAGUGUGGAGGAUGAAAUUGAAAUAAAUGGAAAUGGCAAUCACACUGAAACAGAAGAGGAAACAAAUAUAAAGAAACGCAAACAUAAACAUGUAGAAGAGGAACCUCUUACCAAAACAAAGAGAAUGAAAACUGAAAGUGUUUCAGAAGACAUGGAGACAGAAAACAUUAAUGACAAUGAAGAAAAUGUGGGAACAGAUAAAGGUAAAUUCAACUGGAAGGGAACUAUCAAAGCAGUUCUGAAACAGGCUCCAGACAAUGAAAUCUCAAUUAAAAAACUAAGAAAAAAGGUGAUAGCUCAAUAUUAUGCAGUAGCUGGUGAGCAUCAUAAAACAGAAGAGGAGAUCCUAGUCACAUUCAAUAAGAAAGUGAAUAACAAUCCCAAAUUUAGAGUUCUGAAGGACAAAGUGAAACUUGUGAAAUAAACAGUUUGUAUACUUUUCAUAGCUGUUGCAUUUUAAUCUUGCAGAUGGAGUCAAACUUUUCUGUCAGCUGUACAGAUACUGUGCAUUGGUAUAAUUUUAAAUUGUGUAUGUGAAAGCAGAAUUUAACUUUUAAUACUGAAUUCCUCCCUUUUUCUAGAUUUAUCACAGAACAUUUUCAGAUAUUUUAUUUUUUGAUUUAUGGAAAAUGUAUAUUUUUUGGUACAAGUUUUAAGAGGCAUUGAAAAUAAUUGCUGGCCUACUGUAUUAAGAUUCUUCCAGUAAUUAAUAUAAUUUAUAGGCAUGAAUGUUUUUCAGGACCUGAGUUGUGUGGCUUUUUGCAGGAACUAUUUUCAAAGCAAAUAGGAUUUUCAUAUUCAAAAACCCACUGUGGAAUAAAUGUUUUGUUAUACUAAAAGCAACCUUUAAUAAACUGUUGAUUCUGUGUUGUAAAAUGCAUAAAUAAAGUGUUAGAUUUGUGUAUGCAAUAUUGCACAUGCAGUGAAAAUCUCAAAACUGAAUUACCUGCAUAUGCAUUGCUACUCAAAGUCUUGAUUACUAGUGCAACUGACAUCAAUAGAAGUGGUUACAUGGACUAAAAAUCGACUGAUGAAAUAGAUUACUUUAAAGUACAACCUUAAAUGUAAUGAGUCUUGUCACUUUGCAUAAUAAAUCCACAAAUUAUACAUCA
Molecule: messenger RNA, 2018 nt
Organism: Oenanthe melanoleuca
Lineage: Eukaryota; Metazoa; Chordata; Aves; Passeriformes; Muscicapidae
Gene: LYAR
Product: Ly1 antibody reactive
Exons: 9
Coding region: 236-1330 (364 amino acids)
Biological process (GO): rRNA processing; negative regulation of transcription by RNA polymerase II
Cellular component (GO): nucleolus
Molecular function (GO): DNA binding
Source: RefSeq, a predicted model, not a curated record